GAUGCAAAAACAGAAAUCUGUCGUGACCGAGCAUGACUACGAGAAAGACGUGGGUUCGAGUAUUCAGUGGAAUCGUUGGCUGCUAAUACCGAUCGGUGCUUGGCCAAAUUUUCGUAAAUCUAUGAUUGGAAAAUAUUUUUCUUCACUGAUUAACAUUCUUUGCUUCGGUUUGAUCGCGUUCAUGUUCGUAUCUUGUGGUCUGUACGCCCUCAUAGAAAUAGAGGAAUUGUAUCAUAAAAUCGAGUUGCUUGGUCCACUGAUCUUUUUCUUAAUGACGUUUAUAAAGUAUUAUCUUUUGAUACUUCACGAAAAUGACAUCCGCGAGGGGUGCAAACGCAUCGAAUGGGACUGGAAGAACAUCGAACAUCAAGAAGAUAGAAACAUCAUGACAGUGAACGCGAAUUACGGGCGAAGAUUAGCUGCCAUUUGCACCUUCUUCUUAUUUAGUGCUUUUGCAUUUCACUACAUCAUUGUACCAAUCAGCAUGGGUAAAGUGGUCGAUGAGAAUGGAAAUUUGAGCUUCGCCUCGUUACCCUUUCCUGUCCCGGGAUUUAUCGCUGAUGUGCGUUACAGUCCCUGUAAUGAAAUUUUCUACUUCAUCCAAACUCUAACAGGUGCCGUGAUGCAUACUGUAACAUCAGCGGCUUGCAGUAUCGCUGCUGUGUUCGCGGUACAUGCUUGCGGCCAAAUGAAAGUGAUGAUGAACUGGCUGGAAUAUCUGGUCGAUGGUCGACCCGAUAUGAGCAAUACCGUGAAUGGGAGGAUCGCUAAAAUUGUCAUUCAACACAACCGGAUACUGAAGCGAAUUUUAAAUUUUCCAAGUUCGACAUCUAUUCCGCCGUGUUAUAGCGGUUGCAAUUUAUAUUCAUCACAUUUCAGAUUUUUGGCGCUCACCGAAAAUGCUCUUCAACAAAUAUCUUUCGUAGAAUUUUUAGGCUGUAUGUUGAUUAUGUGCCUCCUCGGAUAUUAUCUUAUAAUGGAAUGGAAUUCGAAAGACAUAAUGCUUUCAAUAACUCACAUGGCCUUAAUGACAUCGUUCACUUUCAACAUUUUUAUAUUUUGUUAUAUAGGCGAAUUAGUUGCUGAGCAGUGCAAAAAAGUUGGUGAAAUGACAUAUAUGAUCGACUGGUAUCGAUUGACAGGAAAAAAAAAACUUGGCUGCAUUCUAAUCAUUGCAAUGUCCAAUUCGUCGAUAAAAUUCACUGCAGGAAAUAUGAUUGAAUUAUCUAUUAGUACUUUUAGCGAUGUGGUUAAAACGGCGAUGGCUUUCUUAAACAUGUUACGAGCAUUGACUUGAACAUUUGAAUAAUAUAACCAUUUAUUCUUGGUAAUAUAUAGAAAUUUGUUAGAACUUUUGUGUCUAUAUAUGCUGUAUUAUAGAGUUAAUGAAACUAAUAUUUUCAGCAUAAUGAGAAAGUUUAGUAGCGUGAACAACAUGAUUUUAUUAUUUCUUGUAUUAGUCCCUUCAGUCUCGAUAUUUUGUAGAGUAACCCAUAAAUAUUCUAAUAUUUGAGUUCAGUAAAAUGCGUUUCAAUUUAAGUGCAAUAUAAUUAAGAAAGAAUGUAUUCCUUUUACCAAUAAUUUAGGGCUUUCUGGAGAAAAAUUAUAUCAGCGGUAAAUAUAUAUCUACCGAGUGUAUUUUCUAAUUAAUUAGACAAAUUUAUU
Messenger RNA from Bombus terrestris (buff-tailed bumblebee), 1665 nucleotides. It is a transcript of the gene Or25, whose product is annotated as odorant receptor 22c-like. Bases 2 to 1297 code for a protein of 431 amino acids. Lineage: Eukaryota; Metazoa; Arthropoda; Insecta; Hymenoptera; Apidae. The transcript has 5 exons. Gene Ontology annotation, biological process: detection of chemical stimulus involved in sensory perception of smell; sensory perception of smell. The record is from RefSeq and is a predicted model, not a curated record. Gene Ontology annotation, molecular function: odorant binding; olfactory receptor activity. Gene Ontology annotation, cellular component: plasma membrane.